CUCGGCGAUCAUGUGACAUGGCUCCGGCUGCUGUUUGCCGACAGCUUCCGGGAAGAGACGGAUCGCGAGCCAACUGCAGGAGGGCGGGCUAAACCUGGUUCAGGUGGGCGCUUCGAGCGGUAACGGUGCGGUUCGUGGGACGAUGUUGACCAACAACGUCGGUUACAACGAGCAGGCCGGGGAUGCUCAGCCUGAGGUGGGCCAAGAGGCGGCGCCCACUACAGCCUCUACCGCUCCUCCGGCGGCCUUCGGGCUCUUCAGUAGCGAUGGCAAGAAAAAUGAAGAUCUUAAGCAGAUGCUGGAAAGCAGUAAAGAUUCUGCUAAAUUGGAGGCUAUGAAAAGGAUUGUUGGAAUGAUUGCCAGAGGAAAAAAUGCAUCUGAAUUGUUUCCUGCAGUAGUGAAGAAUGUAGCAAGUAAAAGUAUUGAGAUUAAAAAACUUGUAUAUGUCUAUUUGAUGCGUUAUGCAGAAGAACAGCAGGAUCUGGCACUGCUGUCAAUCAGCACCUUUCAGCGUGCUCUGAAAGAUCAUAAUCAGUUGAUCCGUGCAAGUGCUUUGCGGGUGCUAUCAAGUAUCAGAGUGACAAUUAUUGUUCCAAUUAUGAUGCUUGCUAUCAAAGAAGCAUCAGCUGAUUUAUCACCUUAUGUUAGAAAAAAUGCUGCCCAUGCAAUUCAGAAACUUUACAGUCUUGAUCCGGAACAAAAAGAAAUGUUAAUCGAAGUAAUAGAGAAGCUUUUGAAAGACAAAAGCACGCUUGUAGCAGGGAGUGUCGUGAUGGCAUUUGAAGAAGUAUGUCCAGACAGAAUAGAUCUGAUUCACAAGAACUACCGAAAGCUCUGUAAUCUAUUAAUUGAUGUGGAAGAAUGGGGACAGGUUGUUAUUGUUCACAUGCUGACUCGGUAUGCACGAACACAGUUUGUGAGCCCUUGCAAAGAGGAUGGUGCUCUGGAAGAAUACAGUGAAAAGAAUUUCUAUGAAUCUGAUGAGCAGCAGGAUAAAGAUCCAACAGUGAACAAGCCCUAUUCUAUGGAUCCAGACCACAGAUUACUGAUAAGAAAUACAAAGCCUUUAUUACAAAGCCGGAAUGCUGCUGUGGUGAUGGCAGUUGCACAACUUUAUUGGCAUGUGGCACCCAACUCUGAAGCUGGUAUAGUUGCUAAGUCCCUAGUGCGUUUACUACGGAGUAACAGGGAAGUACAGUAUAUUGUUCUCCAGAAUAUAGCAACAAUGUCGAUCCAGCGCAAGGGGCUGUUUGAGCCUUACUUGAAGAGUUUCUAUGUUAGAUCGACUGAUCCAACUAUGAUCAAGACAUUAAAGCUUGAAAUUUUAACUAACCUAGCAAAUGAAGCCAAUAUAUCAACUCUUCUCAGAGAAUUUCAGACAUAUGUGAAAAGCCAAGAUAAGCAAUUUGCUGCAGCUACAAUCCAGGCAAUAGGCAGAUGUGCAACCAACAUCUCAGAAGUGACUGACACGUGCCUAAAUGGCUUGGUAUGUUUGCUCUCCAAUAGGGAUGAAAUAGUAGUAGCAGAAAGCAUAGUAGUAAUUAAGAAGCUGCUGCAAACACAACCAGCACACCAUGGUGAAAUAAUUAAACACAUGGCCAGGCUCCUUGACAGUAUAACUGUUCCUGUUGCAAGAGCCAGCAUUCUUUGGCUUACUGGAGAAUACUGUGAACGAGUUCCGAAAAUAGCCCCUGAUGUUCUAAGGAAAAUGGCCAAGAGCUUCACUGUGGAAGAUGAUCUUGUAAAGCUGCAAAUUUUAAAUCUUGGCGCAAAAUUGUAUUUAACCAACUCAAAACAGACAAAAUUGCUUACCCAGUACAUAUUAAACCUCGGCAAGUAUGAUCAAAGCUACGACAUCAGAGACCGAACAAGAUUUAUUAGGCAGCUUAUUGUUCCAAACGACAAGAGUGGAGCUUUAAACAAAUAUGCCAAAAAAAUAUUUCUGGUACAAAAGCCUGCCCCACUACUUGAGUCACCUUUUAAAGAUAGGGAGCACUUCCAACUUGGUACUUUGUCUCAUACUCUGAACAUGAAAGCCACUGGCUAUCUGGAAUUGUCUAAUUGGCCGGAAAUUGCACCUGACCCGUCAGUGAGAAAUGUAGAAGAAGUUGGAUUGGCAAAAGAACAGUCUUAUCUACAAGGAAAGGCAAUAAAAGAAACCACUGAAAAAUUUUAUCCUGAGUCUGAUGAAGAAGAGGAGGAAGAGGACACUAAUGAGGAAAGUGACGAUUCUUCUAGCAGUAGUGAGAGUGAAAAUGAAUCUGACUCUGAGGAAGGAAAGAAAGACGGGCAAGAUGAUACUAGCACGGAAAGUAGCUCAAGUUCUUCUACUGAAGAUGAGAAUGAUAGGAAACCAAAGUCUGAAAGAGGAAUUCGAAGAAAAAGAACAACAGUUUCAGAAAGAGAUUCUAAAAGAAAAGAAAAUAAUAAAGUGAAUUCUCAGAAAGAGCAGUGUUCUCCCAACUCAGAAUCUAGCUCAGCUGAGGAAAGUUCUUCAGAUUCUACCUCAGAAAGUGAUUCUGAAAACAAUUUGGAUCCUCUUCCUCCUAAGAAGGAAGCAGAAUGUUUGCAAGAGAAGGAAACUAUUAAACAAGAUGUGUCGCUCUUAGAUUUGGAUGACUUCAGCCCUGCACCAGCUCUUACUACCUUUUGCAAACCAUCAAUUCUCUCUCCCAUCUUAGCAACAGACCUAGAAGGUUUAAGUUUAUCAAGUUCUUCAGUCAUUGAUGUCAGUGCACCCUUCUUUGUGCCAAUGAAAUCUCAUGAACUCCUUCACCGAAUGAGUGGAAAAGGAUUAGCAGCCAAUUAUCACUUCUCAAGACAGCCGUGCAUUUAUAGUGAUCAGAUGGUAUCUGUACAGGUGAUGCUGACUAACACCACAGACCAAAAGAUAGAGAAUAUCCAUUUAAGCGAAAAAAAGCUACCAGCUGGCAUGAGAAUGCACGUAUUUAAUUCAAUAGAAUCCCUUGAACCUGGGAAAUCUAUUACCGUUCCAGUAGGAAUUGACUUCUGUGAUUCUACACAGGCUGCUAGUUUCCAGUUAUGUACAAAGAAUGAUCACUUCAGUGUUAGUAUUCAGCCUCCAGUUGGAGAGUUACUUUUACCAGUAACUAUGACAGAAAAGGAUUUCAGAAAAGAAAGAGGAAGGCUGACUGGUAUGAAUGAAGUAUCCGCUACAAUCUCUGUGGCACCACAGAAUACUACCCAUCUUAUGAUACUGCAGAAGGUAACAAGCAUAGCAAACCUUGGUGGAGUUCCUUCUGGUGAAGAUAACAUCCACAGGUUUGCAGCUAAAACUGUGCACAGUGGGUCACUUGUGCUUGUCACAGUGGAGCUGGAAGAAGGAUCCACAGCACAGCUCUUCAUCAACACGGAGAAGACGGUGAUUGGCUCCAUUCUUCUGCGGGAGCUGAAGCCUGUCCUGUCCCAGGGGUAACCCGCUUACAUCUGGACUUCAGAAUCUGGCACACCACAACAGUGCCUGGCAUCCACUACGGCUGCCUUUCAUUUAUAAUAAUAGCCUUUCCAUCUGGCGGUGGGGGAAGAAUACACUCUUGACAUUCUUGUCUUCUGUUUUAGAAUGCUAUAGUGUACAUCUAUCAAACACACAAGUAUAUUGCUCCACUUCCCCCCCCCCCCUUUUUUUUUUUAACCAAAGAAAUACGCAUUUUACUCUCGGUUAAAUUUUAAAUGUUACUUACACAUUUUCCCAUUAGCCUGAUUUUCCCUUCAGUCUGCUAGUUUUAUUAUGAUUUUUUUUAUUUUCUUUGAAGACAGGAAAAAAGCUGAUAAAAGCUGACUUAGAAAAAUUAGUUUUAAAAAAAUCAGUUUAAUUAGAACAAUUAAAUAAUGUUUGUGGAAAUCAGUCUGAAAUGGUCCAUCAUGAGAUAAGGUUUUGAUAUGGAAUUUGGGGGGCGGGGGGGUGUCAUUUAACAGGAAUAACAUUUUUAGUGUUCAUUGCCCAGUGGUUAAGCCUGUAUUAAUCAUUUAUUUGUAUCUGCUUUCUGUAGCUGCCGUAACUCCUAAACAUUGAGAUGAUAAUAAAGUCAUAUUAUGAUAAA
This is a messenger RNA of Pantherophis guttatus, 4061 nucleotides long. It is a transcript of the gene AP3B1, whose product is annotated as adaptor related protein complex 3 subunit beta 1. The record is from RefSeq and is a predicted model, not a curated record. Gene Ontology annotation, cellular component: AP-3 adaptor complex; membrane coat; clathrin adaptor complex. Lineage: Eukaryota; Metazoa; Chordata; Lepidosauria; Squamata; Colubridae. Gene Ontology annotation, biological process: vesicle-mediated transport; intracellular protein transport.